AUGCAAAUAAACGUAAUUAAACAAUGCAAAGUUUGUGAGGCAAAAGAAAAUGUUUAUUUUCAUUAUGGAGUUUGUACUUGCAGAGCAUGCGGGGCUUUUUUCAGGCGUUAUCUUGCAAACGAAAAUAAAUGCAAAUAUAACUGUAAAUGUUUGCCAGAACAAUUGUCAGAAGGGAAUAAAGAUGAAAGACUCAAAACAAAUUUGGCUAAAUGUAGAAAAUAUAGACUUGAAAAAUGUCUUAGUGUUGGAAUGAAAAGAUUGGAUGUUGGAUAUGUACGUAGGGAUAUAUGCCGGAAAGAGAUGGAAAAACAAUGGAACGAAAUUAACGUAAAUUUAAUUAUUUUAUAA
Meloidogyne enterolobii is the source of this 348-nucleotide messenger RNA. The record is from the annotation of a GenBank genome assembly. Lineage: Eukaryota; Metazoa; Nematoda; Chromadorea; Rhabditida; Meloidogynidae.